AACAAUGUUGUCAUUACAUCUAAGAGUAUUUAAGGAAAAUGAUUUGCUAAACAUGCAAUCUUACAACAUAAACUCAGGAGCUACCAGCAACAACGGCGCUUGUUUACCAGCUGCCCCUAAAACUGCUGCACCAGGAGUUCAGUUGUCUUACAACGUAACAAGUGUUGCCUUAGCAGCUUUGGAUACAGUUGUAGCUCUUCAUUUGGCUGAAACAGUUCAAUACGAGGAAUAAAUCUUUAGCAAAAACAAAAAAAAAAUUAAACAACUUUAAAACAAACAAAACAACAACAACAUUAUAACAUUAAAAGCAAAACUCUUGAAAAAAAACGUUAAGAAAAGCAGCAACACACUUUGUAGAAGAAGAAGAAUAAGCAGAAAAUUCAAUGUUCUAGCAAAAUUUAGCGUUAAAAACACAACAUUUUUACACACCAACAACAACAACUUAAAACCCCAGAGAAAUAUAAAAGUAAAACAUUAAGCAUACCACGUUUAUCCUUUAACAACAACAAAAGUCAGAGUGUUUUUCCAAUUGUUUUAAUUACAAAACCAAACAACAGUUUUCAAAAGUUUCUCUCUCUCUCUCUUCGCUAACAAAACCAAAACAAAGGAAAUAAUAGUAACUCGAUUAAUAAAACAAAUUCUUGUACUAAAGGGAAGGAAGACAAAGUUAAGCUUUUAAUUUUUUGGCAAAAUAACGGUAUGAAGUAUCCUCAACUAGUAUCGCCUCGAGCCGUGAACGCCAUCUCUGAUUGGUUAGUAUUACGUUUGGAGCAAUUAGGCGUUGAAUCACCACAGAUCUAUACAAGACUUCUACUAUCUCUCUUACAAUCGUCAGUUCAAGUAAACGAUCCAAUUGAAUUCAGCAACUUGGAAGCAUUUUUCGCCCAACGCAAGGGAGGUCACAAACGUUUUCAUUUACCUUCGGAUACAGAGACCUUGAAAAAACUUAAUGCUGUACAGUGUUUAAGAGAAAUUGUAUCUAAUGAACAGGAGACUGCUACCAUUGAACAACUAGUUGAUGAAUUGUGUGAAAAAUUAAAGGAUAUUGAAAAACAAACACAAAAUCUAAGUGAUGAAGAACGUUUUCUAAUUGAGACACAUCUCAAUACCGAUUCUCUAAUACAACAACAAACUCAAACAUCAACAACACAAGUGCAACAACAAGCCAACAGUAGCAGCAGCAAUAAUCAUCAUACACGUCAUCACCAACAAUCUCAUACUCAACAACAAAUAACACAAAUUUAUAAUAAUUCCAACAAUUCAACUUUAAAUUCGGAUAGUAAACGUCAUCAUCAACAUGUGGUUGCUGCAACAACAACAACAGCGGAUUCAUUAAAUGAUUUAGAUAACGAUCCGAAAAAACGUUAUUUUCGAGCCUUUCCGGCCCUGUCCAAGGAAAUGGAAGAUUCUUUUCGCAUCUGGCGUCGUAAUGCAAAAUCUUUAACUUGGCCCGUUGUAGGACGUUCUAUAGUAGUUGAUAGCAAUUCAAAUAAUAUAAAUAACAAUAAUAAUAAUACUUCUGCAUCAGCAUCAUUAUCUUCAAGUAGUGCUAGUUCUAUAAUAUCGUCUUCAAAUUUUGGUGCAAAUAAUAACAACAAUAAUAAUCGUAGUGUAUCAGCGGAUAAAAGUGUGGAAAAGAAAUUGAAAGGAGAACAAAAAGUGAGUGCAACUGUUGGAACAGCCGUAGAUAGUAGCGACGUACAACAACAACAACAUCAAGGAGCAGUAGCAGCAGCAGCAAGUGUUAAAAAGAAAUCUAAACGUCGUCGUAAUCAAGCUCUGUGCAAAGGUAAAACAAUACAAAAUAUACGCAAAGUAUCCGUUGGUACCAAUCCCAAUUCUAUUGGUGUUCAUAAAUAUCAUCACUAUACGCAUCAUCGUAAUUCCUCACCGGCUUGGGAUACCGAUUUUAAAGGUUGCUGGGAAAUGGGUCCCGAUUUGAUAAAAGAGUUUUUGAGUCGUCAAAACGCUGGUGGUGGUGGUGGCGCUAAUAAACGUAAUCGCAGUAAUUCCGAUAGCAUGGAUCAUGAAGAGCACAAUGUGCGUAAAAUUCUAAAUGAAAUACCCGCCAAGGAAGAGAAACCUUUAAUAAUGAAACCCUACAUUGAUUUAUCUUUCUGUUGUGAUGAUGAUGAUGACGCUGAGUAUGAUCAUGAUGAUGAGUGCCAACAUCAAUACACCGACGAAGGUGUAGAUUAUGUUGAUGAGGACUAUGAUGAUAAUACCUUGGCUUCUGUUUCUGAAUUGGCUAUGGAUAGUUUGAAUCCCAAUCCCAAACGUUUGUAUCAACGUGAAGGCCAAGGGCAAAAAUCUAAUCUCGAUCUAGAAACAGCUUUGGAGGAGACCAACGAUUUGGUGGAUCCUUUAGAUUUUCAACAAUUUAAGGCUAAAUUCAAUAGCAGUGUAGAGGCCUUGUGGAAAAAUGCUGAACCUACUCCCACCCUCAGCAGCCAGCCAACUAUAGACAAUACCGUUAAAGCUAACAAUCCUUUAGGAGGUGGCAUAUCUUCAGCCUUCUAUGCCACUUUGGCUCCUUUUAAAAAGGAUUUAUGGAAUUUCUGGUCCAAUUACCAGCAACAAAACUAUGAUCAUCAAUUGAAUAAUAAAUUAUCCUCAACGGCUUCAUCAUCAUCCAUGUUUACGAAUAACACACGUUUAGAUGAUAGUAGCGCUAGUUCUGGCGCUGGCGCCGAUAUUGCUAAUUCAAGCGAUUAUUUCUCCAUGCCCAGUAAUCUGGAUGAUUUUGAUAAGUCUGUGGGUGGUGUACGUGGCGCAGUUAUGCGUACAAAUGAAGCUGGUGCUUCUUUGGGUGCUUACACGCCCUCGAUUAAUGUUUUCUUGCAAAAUUCCAUCUGGUCAACUUCAGGUGAUUGUGUAGAUGCUAUUGGUACUAACUCUGUUGCAGCCGAUACCGAUGAAAGUUUUCUUUAUAAGGUGUGGCAUUCGAAUAAGAAAUUGAGUCAGCUGGAUGUGGGUAAUGCUGCAAAUGGUGAAAAGAUGUCCUCUUUACAGACCGACACUGAUGGUGGUAUUAGUGAUUUCAACAAAUCUAAAGACUCUUCAGUUUCACUGACAGUGAAUAAUCAAAAUUUAGGUGCUAAUCUACAAUUUCCUCCUUACCAAAGUCUAAAAUGGUCGGAAGGCAUCAAUGCUGGUCCUCCCUACAAUUGCCUACUCAACCAAGUCCAAGAAAUGGACUCUCUAAGGUCGGAUAACAAUAAUUUAUCCAGCUACAGCUCGGCUGCCAACAUUACUGGUGCUACAUGGGAAGCUCCCGCUUAUGGACAUAAUGCACAACCAGAUUUAAAGUCCUGGUGUGCUUCCAAUCCCAUGUCGCUCACUGAAAUGUAUGGUAAUGAUGUAUGCGAUAGCAUUGUCAAUCAAGAGCACGACGAGGAAGUCGCCGAUAUGGCUGUGGGACCGGCGGUAACAUUACCCAAUCAUUGUGCUAACACUAGUGGCUUUGUGGCCUAUAGUCGCAUUAAACAAUGCGGCCUAGUGCAGCCGCAAACGAAACCUUUGCAAAGUUCUAAUGCUACACGUUUGCCUAAGGAUUUCUUUAGAAGUGGUGAGGAAGAGAAUCUUUUAAAUUCUGAGCGUACACAUUUCCAUCCCAUAGAGAAUUUUGUUGAUGGUCAUACUUUCGAUAUAAGCAAUGCUCUAGACACUGUAGAAUUUGAACGUACCAGCAGUGGUUUAUUGCGUUAUGAUUCCGAAGAAUACUUAGAAUACACACGUAAUGAUAUAUAUAUGGCAGAUGAAGAAGUGGCUACUUCUAAUACUAAUCUAUUGAAAUAUGGUAGAAAAUCUAAGGAGGAGAAUAAAAACGAUAACUUUAUUAUUAAAUUUCGGGUAAAACGUUCUGGUGAAAUAGCCUGCCAGACGGAGGAACAAGAUUUUCAAUUGGCGGCCGCCAAAAUGGUGGAAUUACCCACAGCAUUCCCUGCACCACAGGUAGAGGUAACUAAUAUGUUUAAUAAUACAUUUUCUUUGAGUCGCCAGGCUAACAAUGAAGCCAUUAUGGCCGCUGUUACUAAAGCUGUGGCAGCAGCCGCCAAAGCGGCAGCCGAAAAUCAUUUAAAUGCCGGUCAUUUCAAUUGGACCCCUGGACACAAUAUGCAUAAUAUAGCAACUGUUAAUAGUGGUAAUAGUAUGGAAAAUAAUCCUAUAUGGAUGUCCGACAAUGCCAUUUGUGAUGAAGUAGAUUUUUGUGCCGCCAGAGCGCAACAACAACAGCCACAAUUGGCUCAAAAUUGGUCUAUGCAAGAGGUAGAAAAACAAUGCCACCAAAGACGUUGUAUGCCGCAAGAGCAACAACAACUAUUAGAGCAACAACAGCAGCUAGAUAUUAAAAGGAAAUUUCCCUCUAAUGUGGAAAUGGAAAGAAAUGAAGAAAACUCUUUGGACAACAAUUCCCUGCAUACUUUGUGGGGCAUGUGUGCUGUUUGCAAUAGCUGUGAAUAUGGCAAAUCUUUGCCAGCUAAUCGCUUACUAAGAGAUGAACUACAAUUAGAAGCUGAUGAAAUCAUGAGUGAUUUACGUUAUAUGCAAGAUUUAUAUAUAGGCGAAACUACAGAUAUUUUAACAGACACUGUAGCUGGAGAAAAUGAAGAUAAAAUGUUUAAUAAUAUCCAUAACAAGGAAACGGCUAUGGAUACUAUGAAAAAUCCCUGGAAUUGUGAUGUAAAAGAAAGUGUGGUAACAGAUCCAAUGCAAGUUUCCAUGUUGCAAAAAGUUAAUCAAUUAAUAGAGGAUUUACUAAAGCCAGAUAAUAAUGGAAAAUUAACACAAGAAACUGAAGAAUAUAAAGAAAUUCUCAAACAAACUGAAAUGCUUAACAAUUGGAACUUAACAGCUGCCGUAGAGGAAACAAAUACAAAAAAUCUUUGGCAAUUUAAUGACAAAGAAGAAGAUAAUAACAUUUGGCAACAUAAACCCCUAAAGGACAACUAUGAAGGUCCUAGGGAAAAGGAGGGAAAUGCAACAACUACAAACUUUAUGAAACCCAUGAAAUUGCUAAAACAAGUGGGUGGCUCUUUAAGUGCGGAUACACAAUAUAUGGAAACUUUAAAUUGGGAACAUGAUAAUUUGGCUAAAAUAUGGCAACAAACUACUGCAACUACUACUAGUAAUAUAACCUCUAAUACACAACUAGAGGAGGAAAUGUUUAUUAGAAAUAAACAAAAUGAAAUGGCAAAUAAUAUUAUUAAGAAACAAUUGCCACAAAAUAAAGAUAAAGAAGAAGAAACAGAAACAGAAGAAAACAAGGAAACAGCAGCAGCUAAAGAAGAAGAAGAAACCUUAAAGGGUACACAAAAGUUGGUAGAAGAAAAAAAUCUAAAAAAUUUACAGAAUAUAAGCGCACUAACGCCACCCUCUACUUUGCCGGGUAAUAGCUAUAAAAGAAUGCAAAAUUUUUUAAAUAACUCAGCGGCCAAAUUGAAAUUAGCCGCCAAUCGCAAAAGAAGACAUUCAGCUUCACAAAAUUUCUAUCAGCAGCAGCAACAACAACAGCAAUUGCACUACAGCAACCAUAAUAAUAACAACAACAAUAUUCAAAAUAACAACAACAACAAUAAUAAUAAUGAUAACAUAACCGAUUUGAAUGCUUAUAAACAAAAACUAAACGAAACACUCAAAGCAGCUGCUAAGGAACAGCAGCAACAGCAACAGCUGCAAGAAGUUACACCCUAUAACAGCAUUACAAACUUAGAAGAACAGCCUACCAAACAGACCAUAAUCACCUGUAAAUAUUGGACCACAGCCACUAAUGGCACACAAUCCUCUUUGGAUUCUGCAGCAGCAGCUAUGAUGCUUUUGGCCGCCGCCACCAAUGCCAAUGAUAUAAUACCAGCCCAUAACUAUGAACAACACCACAAUGAAGAUGUUAUGCUAGAAGAGAAUAUAUUUGGUAAUACUUUUUCUUGUCUUAUCGAUAAAAAUGCCUCCAUUUUGAAACAUGUGACCAUGAUGACACGACCUCUAACACGUUGAAAACAUAACACCAUACAACACUUUACACACUCAUGAUAUAAACAAAAUAUGAAAAAAAAAAUUAAAAAAAAAUACAAAAAAAAAAAUUAAAAAUUUAAAAAAAAAAGAUGAUCU
This is a messenger RNA of Lucilia cuprina (Australian sheep blowfly), 6108 nucleotides long. Its product is annotated as probable serine/threonine-protein kinase DDB_G0282963. The transcript is spliced from 6 exons. Lineage: Eukaryota; Metazoa; Arthropoda; Insecta; Diptera; Calliphoridae. The record is from RefSeq and is a predicted model, not a curated record. The coding region runs from base 700 to 5994 and encodes 1764 amino acids.